Molecule: messenger RNA, 828 nt
Organism: Talaromyces amestolkiae
Lineage: Eukaryota; Fungi; Ascomycota; Eurotiomycetes; Eurotiales; Trichocomaceae
Exons: 6
Coding region: 1-828 (275 amino acids)
Source: RefSeq, a predicted model, not a curated record
AUGGUAGAUGAAGAGAUGCGCGAUUAUAUUCAGCGUGGUCUUGGAGAAAAUGGCUUCGAGGUAGUCGGCUUGCAGACGAAUGUUGAAAGGGUAAGGCAGAUGAAGUCCGAGGAAGAGAUUGAUAUACUGCGUGCCGUCAAUACGGGAAGUGUGGAAGCUGUUCGGCAGAUGAGGAAAUGUUUGUACCCAGGGCUCACGGAGACAGAGAUUCAAGAAGUUCUUGAUAAUACGCUUCGUGCAGUGGGGCUAGAACCAUUCUUUGAUAUAGUCUUGUUUGAUGAGAAUGCUUCAAACCCUCAUGGUGGUACUGACGGGUCUAAACCCCUGACUGCUGAGACGUUUGUCCUCAUUGAUGUUGGUGCUCAUCUCUAUGGAUACUCUUCGGAUAUCACUCGAACAUUCUUUCCUCCUUUCUUGGACAAGUCGCAGUCAGAGAAGAGCAUCUCGCCAAGUUUGAAAAAAAAGCUCGAAGUCUGGGACAUUGUCUUCGCAGCCCAGUCUCGAUCAUUCGAACAAAUUCGCGUAAACGCAACUGCAGCUAGUGUCGACAUUGCUGCAAGAGACGUAAUUGAAAGAGCUGGAUAUGGACAUGCAUUCACACAUCGAGUCGGUCAUGGUAUCGGCAUCAAAGCACAUGAAAGUCCAUAUAUGAACAAGGGCAACCACAAAUCUAUUCUUCAACCGGGCAUGACGUUCACGUCGGAGCCUGGAGUAUAUCUGAUAGAUGAGUUUGGGGUGCGUGUUGAAGAUGUUGUGCUUGUGAAUGGAGAGGAUGAGGAGCCUACUCUGUUGACAGGGCAGCGAGCACAGGGACCAUGGGAUCCUUGA